AUGAAGUUCUCUACUGUCGCUACUUCCGUCCUCGCGGUCGCCGCCGAAGCCACCGCCAACCACCCCGAGGUCACUCCAGGCUCCAAAACGACGUUGACAGCUACCUUCCAUAGGAGGUUCACCGCCAUUAGCCCUCUUUAUCCCAUGGUCAACACCACGAAGACCUAUGGCCCAACUGGCUCUACUGUUCCGACUGACUCCGUCCUCCCUACCACGUCAAGCAGUCAGACUGGCUGCGGUUCUUGCGGUCACUCUACGCACCCAGGUUACUCUAGCCACUCGACUGGCCCUAUCUACACGAGUAGCACUACCAGCUUGACUGGCCCUACCCACUCGACUGACCCUACCUACACGACUGGCACUACCAGCUUGAAUGGCACUGCCCAUGAGACUGGCACUACCAUCUUGACUGGCACUACCAUCACUACCAUCUUGGGUGGCACUACCAUCACUACCAUCUUGGGUGGUACUACCAUCACUACCUGCUCGACUGGCCCUGCCCACGAGACCGGCUCUACCCAUGAGACUGGCACUGCCCACGAGACUGGCACUAUAAUCUUGACUGAAACUACCAUCGUGGGUGGCACCACGAUCACUACCGUCUUGGGCGGCACUACCAUCACUACCUACUCGACUGACCCUAUCCACUCGACUGGCCCUACUCCCUCAACUGGCCCUACCCUAUCGACUGGCCCUACCCGAUCGACUGGCCCUGCCCAUGAGACUGGUACUGCCCACGGGACUGGUACUUCUCACGAGACUGGCACUGCCCACGAGACUGGUACUGCUCACCAAACGACUGGCCCUGCCCAUGAGACUGGUCCUGCCCAUGAGACUGGCCCUGCCCAUGAGACUGGUACUACUCACCAAACAACUGGUACUUCUCACGAGACUGGUACUGCUCACCAGACGACUGGUACUGCCCACGAGACUGGCACUUCCAGCUCCCACUUGCCAUCUCCCACCAGCAAGGGCAGCGACGACCAACCCCCGGAUCCCGCUCCCACCGGUGCCGCUGCCUCCGCCAGCAUUCCGGCUGGAGCCCCGGGUCUCGCCGUCGCCGUCGCGUUCGCCGUCUGGAUGCUCUAG
This is a messenger RNA of Anthostomella pinea, 1089 nucleotides long. NCBI's taxonomy places the organism in Eukaryota, Fungi, Ascomycota, Sordariomycetes, Xylariales, Xylariaceae. The record is from the annotation of a GenBank genome assembly.